UAGAACGGAUGCACACAGAAUAAAAUCGAGCUACACGCCUCUUCUUUUUCCUCCGGCAGGUUAUGCUCCGGAGUACGUAAUCCAGAUCCAAAAUUCCAACUUCUGCUACUUCUUCUUCACAGCCUACAGCUCUUCGCCAUCCAAGCUUACAAUUCCUCAUCAAACCCUGCAUAUUAAUUCUGAAACCUUUCUCCCAUCGUCAUGGGCGGAUGCGUUGCUGUUGCCAGAGCAGUGGAUCCGAUGGAGACGAUGAGCGAGGCGCCUCCAGCUUCAGGUCCAAGGCCGCCCAGGUGCGUUGCUUUCCAAUCAUCAGAACCCAGCGGCAAGUACCUGUGCUACGCGCGCCAAGGCAAGGGGGCUGCCGCCGAUGGGUUGUUCCAGCUAGACGGCGAGGACGUCACCAGCCCUCACACGAGGUUCUUCAUGGAGCCGUCCAAGGCGCACCCCGGGCUCCUGCACGUCAGGUGCUGCUACGACAACAAGUACUGGGCGGCGAACCAACUGCACGAUGGCGAGGACGACGGCGGCUGGAUCGUCGGAGCCGCCGACGAAGCGGAGGAAGACUUGUCCAAAACGACGUGCACGCUGUUUAAGACCACGCCCGGCGACCGUAGCUCCGGCUAUAUCAGGUUUGUACAUGCUCAGCUCCAGAUGUACGCGUGCGUGUCCAAGGAGAAUCUCCAUUUCUCCUUGGAGAAAGGAGAUGAAGAUUUGGGCGGUGGAUACAUCGUCCACGAUCUGUCGCAGCAGGUGGUCUUGCCUAGAUACCUUGCUUUCAAAGGUGACAACGGCAUGUACCUCUGCCCGCAGAUCAUCGAGCGCCAUGAAUACCUUCAGUUCUCAGCACGGGGCGUGGAUCAAGCCUUGGUCAACCGCGUCCACAGCAACCAGGACGGAACGUGCCGUAUAUGGUCGAACCACUUCGGCAGAUUCUGGCGGCGCAGCCCCAACUGGAUCUUCUGCGACUCCCCCGACGGCGCCACAAGCGGCGACGGCGUCGACGUCGACACGCUGUUCCGGGCAGUCAGUUUCGGCAGCUUCGUGGCGCUCCAGAGCCUCGGCAACAACUGGUACUGCAACAGGCUGACCACCGAAGGCAAGAAGAGCUGCCUCAACGCCGGGGCCCCAACCAUCACGGCGGAGGCAAGAUUACGGCUGGAAGAAGCCGUUGCUUCCCGUGAGAUUUACGACGUCGUCUUCGACCUCUCGCGGCCUAGAGUCCACGGGAAGACCCGCGUCGUCGGCAUGGCGGCUGCCUCUGCUCUCAACGACGCCGCCUCCGGCGACACGGCUCAACUCAGGCUAGAGUGCAGAGACACGGAGAAAAGGACCUGGGGUUCAAGUGUUACGGUGAACCUUGGUGUCGGGGCGAAGAUCCAUGCUGGCGUUCCGCGGAUCACCGCCGGUGGGAAUGUGGAGGUUACAGACGAGUUUAGUGGACCGUACAGCUGGGGAUCAUCCAUGGAGAAAGAAACAACCAAGGAUGUCGCCUACCAAGUCACCGUGCCCCCAAAGACUAGGGUAACGGUGUCCAUGGUGGCAACAAGAGCGUCCUGUGACGUUCCCUUCUCCUACAAGCAGAGGGACACACUGUUGGAUGGACAUCAAGUGACUCAUGAUAUGAACGAUGGCCUCUACAGUGGUCAAAAUUGCUUCGAUUUUGAGUUUGUAAUAACCAGCGAGGAAAAUAUCUAAUGUCAGUCUUAA
This is a messenger RNA of Triticum aestivum (bread wheat), 1707 nucleotides long. RefSeq lists its product as uncharacterized. The transcript has 2 exons. Lineage: Eukaryota; Viridiplantae; Streptophyta; Magnoliopsida; Poales; Poaceae. The coding region runs from base 202 to 1695 and encodes 497 amino acids. The record is from RefSeq and is a predicted model, not a curated record.